AUGGCCGACCAAACCACGGCCGCCGUCACAGCCAUUAUCACAGCGGAGCCCAACAUGUCUGAGAAGCAAGAGAAGCGGGAGCAGCCCAGCGACAGCGGAAGCCAGACGCCCUCAUCGGUUGACAACAGCCGCGCCGUCAACGAGAAGCCCAAGCCGCAGGGUUUCUUGGCGCGUAUGGGCGACUUGCCAGAAUGGGGUUUCCGCGGCCAACGCCUCCAGGGCAAGGUGCUCAAUUGGUCCAUCGGAUUCAUCGCGUCUUGUGGUUUCCUCAUGUUCGGAUACGAUCAGGGUGUUCUCGGCUCGCUACUCACCCUCGACGACUUUCAGAGGAGUAUCACUCUGAUGACGCCGCUGGAACAGUCAAACCCGCUCUGCUGGCUCGACUUUCCCGAAAACACCCAACGUGAUUACAGCCAGUGUACCGGAGAUCCCAAUACGCAGGCCGCCGCGGUAGCUGUCUACCAGAUUGGUUGCUUCUUGGGUGCAGUGCUCAUCCUCUUUUACGGAGAAAGUUGGGGACGUAAGUCGUCAACUUUCUGGGGUAGCGCCAUCAUGAUUUUCGGAACCAUCCUGCAGGCCUCUGCGCACGAGUACGGUCUUUUCUCUGCGGGUCGCAUCGUUGGUGGUAUUGGAAACGGCAUGGUGACGUCGACUAUUCCUACAUGGCAGUCCGAAUGUGCACGACCUCACCAGCGAGGUUUCCUCAUCACCCUUUCCGGAGCUCUCAUCAGCUGUGGCAUCGCAAUCGCUUACUGGUACGGCUUCUACUUCCUCGAAGGAUCGAUCCGAUGGCGAUUCCCCGUCUCAUUCCAGUCUUUUUUUACUAUCAUUGUUAUGAUUGGUCUCCUCUACCUUCCUGAUUCACCCCGUUGGCUGGCCAUGAAGGGCCGUCUGGAAGAGGCCCGCGAAGUGACGUCUCGUCUUCUCGGGAAGCCCAUCGAUCACGAAGAUGUUACUAUCGAGGUUAAGGCUAUCCAAGAGGCUCUCGAGGCUCAGAGCCAAGGUGGAAGUUUUAAAUUCAGGGAACUCCUCACAAACGGUCCCUCGCAGAAUUUGAGACGCACUCUCCUUGGCAUUGCUGCACAAUUUUUCCAGCAAAUCUGCGGUAUCAACCUUAUCACAUAUUACAGUGGGUUCUUGUUUGAGAACUCCCUUGGAUUCGGUCCUGAGUUAUCUCGACUUCUGGCCGCGCUCAACGGCACGGAAUACUUCCUGGCUUCACUUGUCGCUCUACCUCUCAUUGAAAGGACUGGUCGACGCAAGCUCAUGCUCUUCGGAGCAUUCGGCAUGAUGGCCUCCAUGGCGAUUUUGGCUGGAACCGUGUCUACUGGUACAGUUGACGAGACAGGUGCUCCCAAGCUUGAGACUGUGUAUGGAGUUACUGCCACGGUCUUCUUAUUUGUCUUCAACUCCUUCUUCGCAAUUGGCUGGCUCGGAAUGACCUGGCUCUACCCCGCCGAGAUCACCAACCUCCGUAUCCGCAUCCAGGCCAACGCCCUCUCAACCUGCUCCAACUGGCUGUCCAACUUCUUAAUCGUUAUGAUCACGCCACCUGCGUUCGCAAACUUGGGCUACAAGACGUACGUGAUGUUCGCCGUCUUCAACGCAGCCAUAAUUCCCUGCGUAUACUUAUUCUUCCCGGAGCCCAAGGGACGAAGCCUCGAGGAGCUCGAUGUCAUCUUUGCCAGCGCCCACGCCGACAAGGUUAACCCUGUCAAGCGCGCCAAGGAGAUGCGCAAGGUCGAGGGAAGAGAGCUGGAGAAUGAGUUGGACAAGUACUUCGGAUCUAGCGAGAUGGUUGAGGAUGCUCGUCCUAUGAUGCAGUAA
Messenger RNA from Colletotrichum spaethianum, 1827 nucleotides. RefSeq names its product sugar transporter STL1. The record is from RefSeq and is a predicted model, not a curated record. Gene Ontology annotation, cellular component: membrane. Lineage: Eukaryota; Fungi; Ascomycota; Sordariomycetes; Glomerellales; Glomerellaceae. Gene Ontology annotation, biological process: carbohydrate transport; transmembrane transport. The transcript is spliced from 6 exons. Bases 1 to 1827 code for a protein of 608 amino acids. Gene Ontology annotation, molecular function: carbohydrate:proton symporter activity.